This is a messenger RNA of Rhodamnia argentea, 509 nucleotides long. Its product is annotated as defensin Ec-AMP-D2-like. The record is from RefSeq and is a predicted model, not a curated record. The transcript has 2 exons. Lineage: Eukaryota; Viridiplantae; Streptophyta; Magnoliopsida; Myrtales; Myrtaceae. The coding region runs from base 75 to 308 and encodes 77 amino acids. Gene Ontology annotation, biological process: defense response.
AAAUCACCACUGCACUCGCCUAUAAAUCGCCUUUCCUUCCCUGCCCAACCCUCCACCCAUCCCUCUCUCUCAAAAUGGAUUUGUCGAAGCGAUUGAUUCCAGCUGCUUUCAUUGUGAUGCUGCUGCUCGUGGCAACUGAGACGGAGCCGAUGGCGGUGGAGGCGAGAACUUGCGAGUCCCAGAGCCAGCGGUUCAAAGGGGCAUGCGUGAGGGGCAGCAACUGCGCUGCUGUUUGCCAGACGGAGGGCUUCCACGGCGGGCAUUGCAGGGGCUUGCGUCGCCGUUGCUUCUGCACCAAAAAUUGCUAGAGAGUUCGCGCUCUGAACGCGCUUUUGAAUUGCAUCUUACCAAAUCUCGCCAGUCUUUUGGAAUAAUCCGGUACUGCAUCGGAAUGUCGUUGUGUGGUCGAGGAUGUAAUCUUCCUUUGGCUGUUUACUCUUUUUGUCAUGGUUGCUUCUGUUUUGAGAGUGUGGAAUCUGUUUUAAGAGCCAUGAUAGGAUCCCCGGAUA